AACGACCUCGCUUUCGAGAAAAUUCCAAAAUGGCAGCGCCUUCAACACAGCAAGUUCAAGAAGUACGGGAAGUCACCCGGAUUGAGAGAAUAGGUGCCCAUUCUCACAUCCGCGGGUUAGGUCUUGAUGAUGCAUUGGAAGCGAGACAAGUAUCCCAGGGCAUGGUGGGCCAGGUGUCGGCUAGGAGAGCUGCUGGUAUCAUACUCGAGAUGAUCAAAGAGGGAAAGAUUGCUGGACGUGCAAUACUUAUUGCUGGACAGCCUGGAUCUGGCAAAACAGCCAUUGCUAUGGGUAUGGCCCAAGCCUUGGGUACAGACACACCAUUUACAAGCAUGGCGGGCAGUGAGAUCUUCUCAUUAGAGAUGAGCAAGACAGAGGCAUUGACGCAGGCAUUCAGGAAGAGUAUUGGAGUGAGGAUCAAAGAGGAGACAGAGAUUAUUGAGGGGGAAGUCGUUGAUAUCCAGAUCGACAGACCUGCAACUGGAACAGGUGCUAAAGUUGGAAAACUAACUCUCAAAACCACUGAAAUGGAGACCAUUUACGACUUAGGACAGAAGAUGAUAGAAUCUCUCACAAAAGAGAAGGUGCAGGCUGGCGAUAUAAUCACAAUAGACAAGGCCACUGGGAAAAUCACACGCCUUGGUCGGUCUUUCACACGAGCACGGGAUUAUGAUGCCAUGGGCGCACAGACACGGUUUGUCCAGUGCCCAGAGGGUGAACUCCAGAAGAGGAAGGAGGUGGUGCACACGGUCAGCCUGCAUGAGAUUGACGUGAUCAAUAGUAGGACACAGGGAUUCCUGGCACUUUUCUCUGGAGAUACGGGAGAAAUUAAGGGAGAGGUCCGAGAACAAAUCAAUGCAAAGGUAGCAGAGUGGAGAGAGGAAGGCAAGGCAGAGAUUGUUCCUGGGGUGUUAUUCAUUGAUGAAGUGCACAUGUUAGACAUUGAAUGUUUCUCGUUCCUGAACCGAGCCUUGGAAAGUGACAUGGCUCCAGUGCUGGUCAUUGCAACAAAUAGAGGAAUCACGAGAAUUCGAGGCACAAACUACCAGAGUCCUCACGGUAUUCCAAUAGAUCUCCUAGAUCGUCUGCUUAUCAUCUCAACUUCGCCAUAUGACAAAAAAGAAAUCAAAGAAAUUUUAAAAAUCCGCUGUGAGGAGGAAGAUGUUGAGAUGUCGGACGAAGCUUUGGCAAUUCUGACGCGGAUAGGAAUGGAAGCAUCAUUACGUUAUGCGAUACAGCUCAUCACAGCCGCCAAUCUUGUCAGCCGGAAACGAAAAGGUACUGAGGUUGAAAUGGGUGACAUUAAGAAGGUUUACGACAUGUUCCUCGACGAGUCAAGAUCAGCGCAGUUCUUAAAAGAAUAUCAACAGGAGUUCAUGUUCAACGAAGUUGGUGUCGACACUGAUCAGAUGGAAACCUCCUGAAGAGCCCACCUCACCAUCAGACCAGUUCUCAGGUAGCCAGGUUUACUGCGGAUGACACAUGAUACGACUGGGGAGUGCCUGAUUACUCGCAUACCAAUCUGACGCAGUCUAUAGCUGUAGCUAUUCUGGUUCACCUUGGUGAAAUGUACAUGUACCCUAGACUUUGUUCAGGAAUUCAUUAUCUGGUGCAUUUGGUGAUUGGUCUUUUCCAUCAUGAAGAUAUUAUGGUACAAUGAUCUACAUAUACAUUUAUUAGGGUAGGCUUACAUAGCCUAGUCUAUACCUGUUGGUAUUGACCGUGCAAGUGAAUAUAGGAUGCAUUUGUAGUACACCCAGAUAAAUAAUUCCUCUGAAUGAAUGUGUCCUUCAGUUAUUUGAGAAAAAUUAGGAAUAGAGAUUGUGAUAUUAAUGAUAUAUGUCUACUGCACAAUGCCUGGUCAUUGUUGUGGGGGGGAUUAUUCAAAUGAUAGUAUUGUCUUUUCUGAGUUCUGAACUUUUGCAGUUGAUUCACGAUUUGCCCAACUAUUGUAACGGAGUAUAAGUUCUCUGAUACCUGAUGCACAUUUAUAGGAAGGCCUAAGGUCGUGACGUGGUGUUACUGGAAGCUGCUAUCUGCCGACACAUCGUUGGAGAGAAGCACACUUGUUGGAACUGAGGGACCAUCUCAAUAUUCAUUGAUGCCACGAAAAACUUAACUUAGCUAAAACUAUUAUUAGUCUUUGGGCGUUACUUGGACUCGUGUCUCUUUUAAACACUUUUUUGCCUUAGGCAACCUGUUCUAGGGUGCAGAUCCUGCGAGAAAUGACUCACCCACUUUGAUGGUGAACUACAGGUAAAGCAAUGUGUGGGUGUACAAUUUCCUAUAGUUUUUCGGAAAAAAUUUGACAUCUGAUGGCAAACUGGGUUUCAAAAUGCUGACCUGUACCAUUUUGCAACUAGAAAACCAGUUUGGUAAGACUAUUGUUGUACAUUUUGCCUGGUUGUUUAAAGGAUUGAUGAGUUCAUUUCUUUACAUGUACAUCACCCCACCCAGUAUCAAUGACUCUUCUUUUCCCAUCACUGCUGGACAUUUCUGUAAAAAAGGUAGCAGUGGUUUUUGAAAGAAACUGGAUUUGUUCUGUAGAUGCAGUUCCGGCUGUUCGUUUAUAAAUAGACAUAAGCUACCUUGUGAGAUCAUCAUGUCAGUAGGAAUUUGUAUGGCGUUAUAUUCUACCUGUAUGUAAUAGGCAGAGGGGGUUAAAAUCGUUGUGUAUCUGGUUGUACUCAUCCUUUGCAGUGUGAAUGAUUUAUCUUUCCCUCACAUGUUAACAUCCACCAGAGGAACAUUGUCUUAAAUUUUUGUGCAAGUGGAGAGCCAAAUUGGCCAGAGCUUUGAUGUUAAUAUAAAAUUCUGCGUCUUGAAUAGGCACAAUGUUUUCCUAUUAAGUAAUUUCAUUGAGAAUCAUCACAGACAGAAGGUUUGUCAAAUUCUGUCUGAACCACUUGCAUGUAAUCAGCUGUAAACCUGGUACCUGAAUAUUGUAUUUCUAAUCUCGUCUUGAAAGUUGUGUUUCUUUUUGUAAUAAAUUCUAAAUUCUAGA
This is a messenger RNA of Lineus longissimus, 3004 nucleotides long. Its product is annotated as ruvB-like 2. Bases 30 to 1424 code for a protein of 464 amino acids. Gene Ontology annotation, cellular component: Swr1 complex; R2TP complex; NuA4 histone acetyltransferase complex. The record is from RefSeq and is a predicted model, not a curated record. Gene Ontology annotation, biological process: box C/D snoRNP assembly; chromatin remodeling; regulation of transcription by RNA polymerase II. Gene Ontology annotation, molecular function: ATP hydrolysis activity; DNA helicase activity; ATP binding. The transcript has 11 exons. NCBI's taxonomy places the organism in Eukaryota, Metazoa, Nemertea, Pilidiophora, Heteronemertea, Lineidae.